Pyricularia grisea is the source of this 693-nucleotide messenger RNA. RefSeq lists its product as uncharacterized. The transcript is spliced from 2 exons. Bases 1 to 693 code for a protein of 230 amino acids. Gene Ontology annotation, biological process: fatty acid elongation; very long-chain fatty acid biosynthetic process; sphingolipid biosynthetic process. Gene Ontology annotation, cellular component: endoplasmic reticulum membrane. Lineage: Eukaryota; Fungi; Ascomycota; Sordariomycetes; Magnaporthales; Pyriculariaceae. The record is from RefSeq and is a predicted model, not a curated record. Gene Ontology annotation, molecular function: 3-hydroxyacyl-CoA dehydratase activity.
AUGGCGACCAAGAAGCAGUCCCCAGAGGCUGCCAGCUCGGCCUCCAAAUCCGCCAAGAAAAAGUCUUCCCCUAUUGCCGACGGUUACCUCUUCUUCUACAAUGCCGCCUCGGCAAUCCUAUGGGCCGCAGUCCUGGGCCGCGUCCUUCUGACGAACUACCUGCAGGGCCCCGAGUUUGUCCCGUCGGUUGUCAUGGACUUUGCGCGCUGGACCCAGACCCUCGCGGGUCUCGAAAUCCUCCACGUCGCUCUUGGCCUCGUGAGAACAUCCCUGAUCACAACCGCCAUGCAGGUCGGCUCCCGCUAUCUCCUCGUCUGGGGCGUCGUCUGGCUCUUCCCCUCGGUCGCAACCAGCCCCGGCUACUCGAGCAUGCUGUCCGCCUGGGCCACGACCGAGGUUAUCCGCUACACGUACUUUGCUCUGCUGCUGGCCGGUGUCGAUGUCCCUGGUCUCGCGUGGCUGCGCUACAGCACCUUCAUCGUCCUUUACCCCGUCGGAAUUCUGAGCGAGUGCUGGAUGAUGUGGCUUGCCGCCACUAGCCGCGCCGAGGUCACGCACCCGCUGCUGCCGACCGUAUACUACAUAAUCCUAUUCGUCGUCUACCCACCUGGAUCCGUCCACAUGUACUCGCACAUGUGGAAGCAGAGGUCCAAGGUUCUGAGCAAGGCCAAGAACCAUGAGAAAUCUAACUAG